Messenger RNA from Lindgomyces ingoldianus, 2618 nucleotides. RefSeq lists its product as uncharacterized. Gene Ontology annotation, cellular component: Ino80 complex. The transcript has 5 exons. Bases 145 to 2439 code for a protein of 764 amino acids. The record is from RefSeq and is a predicted model, not a curated record. Lineage: Eukaryota; Fungi; Ascomycota; Dothideomycetes; Pleosporales; Lindgomycetaceae.
GACCGUCAUGAUCAAAGGGGCGGUCCAGCCACUUUGUUGAAAAGCCUUCAUCCUGCAUAGAAAGUGCAUCAAUGAUUCUAAUGUCCAGACUCUAUCCCUGCUGAAUCCGAAACCUUACACGGCGGCUGCAACCAAGCUCGACACAUGGAUCCGAACACGACCUCUGCUGCGGCACCAGCUCCGCGCGCCGACGAGCCCGACUCCAGAAACAGCCUCCGACACAUUCUAGCAGCAGAACCAGCCAUGGAAGACGCGAAGCCUGCCCCUCCACAGCCAAAUACUCCCGGCCCUGACGAAAGUGAGGCUGCACAGGAUGCUCCCAAGUCUGCAACCGACUCCAAGCCAUCUGUCGAGCCACCGAUGUACACGGCCACCACAACCACGACCCGCCGCAAUGCCAAUGGAAGCGUCUCCUCAGUCUACUCUGGCAACAAGAUUCGGCAUCUGAAGAAAGAUGAUGGCAUUCCGCUCUGGCGGAAGGACAUCCAGUACGACUUUCUUCGCUAUGUGUUCGAAGACCCGCAGACUGUGUUUCACAAGGUGUCGGACGGCUCAGGAGGACACACGUUUGCAGACAUCUACUUAGAUGCAAUGGCCAAGAGCAGCAAGUGUAGCAAAAUCCUGAAGGACAAGCUGCUGACAGAGCGACCGGCUGCCAUCAACAUGGCAAUGGUAUGUCUGCUGGUCAAUGUUGGGCGGAUGAACACUACUCUGAAUUUCUUUCCGGAAAUGCGUGCUCAGCUCCGAACCUACCACUCGAUCCCCUCCCUCCAAGCCCGGCAGGACCCGAAUGCCUACAAGCAGCUGCAAGAUGCACCGAGAUUGAAAUCAAUACUCAAGGGCGCGACCGAGGAUAUAGAACAGCCUAGCACGAUCGAAGACAUCAGGUCGCAUCCGAUCCCUCGAACGAAUCCCGUCAACCUGAUCUUCGUGCUCUCGCAAUACGCGCCAAAGAUAUCCGAGAUCCACUUCUUUCCACCCCGCGACUUCUUUGACCUCGUCAUGCGAUCAAAUCUUAGCAGCAGGAGUAGAGCCACCGCAUUCUUGUGGCUGAUGUGGUGGUACCUAGAGAGCGACUUCUCCAAAGAGGCAGCCCAAUCUAAUCCGUUCGGACCGGGACAAUAUGGAGUCGAUGGCGAUGCUACCAAUGGCUUGCCCAUCAAAUGUCCCGCAUUUGACUUUCUGACUCCGGAUCUAGAAGCAUUGGAGAACGUUGAUACCCUAGAUGAGAAAAACUUUGGUGAGAUCAAGCGAAAGGAACGAAUAGCCAUUCUAGCAAGUGACAUGGCGCCUGUUGUUACAGGCCCUAAGCGCACUAACAAGAAAGCCUUCAAUCAAAAUCCCGUCUUUUCAGUCCUGGCAGAUGAUGGCGCGUCUACUCCAGGCAGAGACCGCCAAUCUCCAUCUCAUGGCUCCGCGAGGGGUGGUCGAGGAAGCAAGCUGGCAAAGUCUAUCAUCGAGAGGGAUUAUCCCUCCGACACCGACCGCACACGCUCAGCCUCCCCACCCGCUAGCGUAUACAACACGGGGAAAAAGUCCACCCCAAAUAUGCGCAUCAACACUCUUCUAAAUGAAGACGGGCCAGCGUCAACCCCCGCACCCAAAGGCCCUGGCCGUGGAAACUGGUCUCGCAACCGCAACGGCGGAGGGCGCGGCUUCAAAGCCAAACUUGAUGCUCAGGCUACUUCUCAAGAUGGCACGUCUCCUUCUACAAAUGCCCCGGUUGCGACCUUCAACGGACCGCAUGGCUUCUAUCUCCCGCUAAACGGUUCAGAUCCGAGUCACAAGCGCACAAGACCCUUGACGCAGCACCAAUUAGCCGUCGAACAGUACCGGCGUCGGCGCGUCGAAGUUAUCCUCGACCGCGGCCUCCGCAUCGAAUACCAGCGCGCGAAGAAACAACGACAUCGUGACGGCGCCGUUAUGCGCGCCUGGGUACGCUGCAAGGGCAUGCCGGAUGGCUACGAUACAGACGAAGAAUCUAACAUCCAGGCGGUUCAACAAGCAGAUAUCGAAGUCGGAACUAAAACCCCGCCGCCGAUGUUCGCGGGCUUGGUCCCAUCGGAUUACUCGGGCGAGACGAACGAUCAUGGCGAAGAAGCGUACUACCGAGCGAAAAUGCUGCAUCGAGCGCUCCGUCGAAUGGAGCGCUGGGAAGGCGGUAGAGGCGUUGUACGCACGAAGAAGAAGGGGAAAGAGGGGGAUUUGGAGUGGAUGGAGAGUAAUGGAAAUGGCGUGGACAAGGAAGAUCGGGAUCAAAGUCCGGAUGCAGAUGCGGAUGAAGAUCAGGAAAUGGAGGAUGCGGACGAGGGGGAGAGAAGAGAGGAUGUUGAAAUGGAUAGUGAAGAGGAGGAUGAAGAGUUGGAGAGGCUGAGCAGGACCGGAUUUGGCAGGAAUGUCUUGCCUCCGUUGAGUAGGCUACAGGAAAAUGUAGAGUAAGAGUAGGGAUAAGUGGAAGAACAUAUUCUUCAAUGGUUUGUUGGGACUGGUUGUCACCGUCUCCUUCAGGAUAUUGUGGUAUUUGUAUGGAGCUUUGAUGUGUUUGGAAUCAUGAACAUUAGGACUAUCCAAAGGUUUGUUUGGGAGGAUAUUCGGUUUAGUUUCUAUUUUACCUCUAU